Molecule: messenger RNA, 654 nt
Organism: Paramuricea clavata
Lineage: Eukaryota; Metazoa; Cnidaria; Anthozoa; Malacalcyonacea; Plexauridae
Source: the annotation of a GenBank genome assembly
AUGCCAAGAGAUCAACGAGCUGUACGUGAAAGGUUUAAUAAAUUAAUGGGAGAGUUUCGGUCAAAAACAAGGGCAGAAUUGAAUGCAAGUGGUAUUAGCCCAGAUCCACCAACAGAAAUUGAAAUCCUUCUUGAAGAAAUUUCUGACAUUAUGUUAAACACUGUUCAUACUGAUAAAAACAAACAUGAAAAAGAUAAAAGAGCAAAGGCUUUGUCAGUGAGGGAUGCAGCUAUGCAUACAUGGGGUAAGAGCAAAGAAAGAUUGGGAUCAAGUGAAGAUGAGUCAGAUGGAAGUAGUGAAGAGAGCAAUAAGACUAAACAGACUAAACGAAGAAAACAAAGAAAAAGAAAGAGCAGUGGUGAUGCUUUUGAGUAUUUAAGAAUGCGAUCCGAGCAGUCUAUGUUAGUUCAACAGCAGGAAAUGGAACUUCGGAAACAACAGGCUAUGCUUGAACAACAAAAGUUUGAUGCCAGAGAGAAAAAACAGCAGCAGAAACAAGAUGAGCUGAUAUCACAGCAGCAAAAAAUGAAUCAGCUUCUAGAAAAUCAACAAAAACAAUUUAAUUUACAGCAACAACAGCAGCAGAUGCAAAUGCAGAUGCAAAUGCAGAUGCAGGCAGCAAUGCUGGCUGUGUUAGAAAAGGUUGCCAAGUAA